AUGCUCUUUUCAGAAUAUUUUUUAGAGAAAAAAAUCAAAUCAGUGUAUGGAGAGUUGUUUCCCUUUCACAGUUUUAGGCAAACAAGACCCAAAAAUGGAACAUCAAAAUAUGAAUAUGCAUUCCUAUUUUUGUGUUUUUUGUGGCAUUUCUUGCUGCUGUCCCAAAACGGCCACAGUGACGGGGAAUUUUCGGACAAAUUGGUCUCAUCUAGGGAACUGAAGGACAAAAACAAAACGAUUUAUUUCGAUUCUCGAAGCUUUUUCCGAGAGAGAAGAGAGAGUAAAACUCAUGUCUACUCGUUUUUCGGACAAAAGCACGCCUUCAAAUGGGCACCAAAUGCUCUUUUUCGGUCUUCAUCUCAAUUGAAUUGGUCAUCCGGAGCAGAGAGUGGAAGAGGAAAAAAUGAGGAGAGAAACGGGUGCAUUCGGAAAGAAAGAAGGGAAAAACUACUAAAAAACCUGAAGAAUGAGCAUAUGAAGGACCACUUGGCAACAUUCAGGGUAGAAGUAGAGAGACAGAAAGUAAUAAUCAGAGAUUUCGGGACAAGAGGAAGGGAAAGAAAGGAAUGUUUUUAA
This is a messenger RNA of Caenorhabditis briggsae, 576 nucleotides long. NCBI's taxonomy places the organism in Eukaryota, Metazoa, Nematoda, Chromadorea, Rhabditida, Rhabditidae. Bases 1 to 576 code for a protein of 191 amino acids. The transcript has 5 exons. The record is from RefSeq and is a predicted model, not a curated record.